GGGAGAGCCAUGUCAUGUGACUACGUGACGUUUACACCCGGAACAGGAAGUAAUCAAAGUGACAACAACAGCACUGAUCAAAAAUGGAGACUCGCUUCACCAGAGGCAAGUCGGCUAUUUUGGAGCGGCCCCUCACCCGACCCAAGACCGAGGUGAGUGUGAGCGCCUUCGCCCUGCUCUUCUCCGAGAUGGUGCAGUACUGCCAGAGCCGGGUGUACUCCGUGUCCGAGCUGCAGGCCCGCCUGGCGGACAUGGGCCAGGCGGUGGGAGCCAGCCUGCUGGACGUGCUGGUCCUCAGAGAGAAGAACGGCAAGCGGGAAACCAAAGUGCUCAACAUACUGCUGUUCAUCAAGGUGUCGGUGUGGAGAGCCCUGUUUGGCAAGGAGGCAGACAAGCUGGAGCAGGCCAACGACGACGACAAGACCUACUACAUCAUCGAGAAGGAGCCCCUCGUCAACUCUUACAUUUCUGUACCCAAGGAGAACAGCACCCUGAACUGUGCGGCCUUCACCGGGGGGAUCGUGGAGGCCAUCCUGACCCACAGCGGGUUCCCUGCCAAAGUCACCGUCCACUGGCACAAGGGCACCACGCUAAUGAUCAAGUUUGAUGAGGCUGUGAUCGCCAGAGACAAGGCGCUGGAGGGCAGAUAGAGAAGGGAGAGAGGCGAGCAGAGACGAGGGGUUGAGAGAGACAGAUGGCGUGUGUGAAUUGCGUUGUAAAUUGACUGUCGAAACAGAGGCUCUUAUGUAAAGGGAAUAUUGGACAUUGAACAGUGUUUGCAAGAAUGUCGGACUUUAAAUUCAUUAGAGAGAGAGGAAAAUUGACCAAGGAGGGUCACAGUGAUAUUUUGUGUCUGUUACACAUCCAGUACUUACUGAUUCAGCACUUUCAUUGCAGUGGAAAGUAGGAUUUGCCAAAGCUGAUUCAUAAAGCAAACAACAUCGGCUUAACGUGUCUGUUUCUUUAUGCAAACGAAUAGUUCCAAGUUUUGCAUGAUCUCUUUCAGUUGCAAAGAGCAACUCAAUUUAAACAAAAAAAAAGAAAGAAAAGAAGUGUUGUUAUGAUGGAAACUGAGUGAUGCAUAAUGGCCAGGCAUUAUUCCUGAGGUGAAAAUCAGGAAAUUGUUUGCUUUAGGGCAUAUAAAGAUGAUAUAAUUUCCAUACCAAAUAACCCAUGGAAACUCUUGCAGUUCCCCAUACUGCUGUGCAAAUAAAAUAUCUGAAAGUACGGGAAGCCCGAUGGGAUUGAAUGUUUCUCAGUUCACCAUUAGAUUUGCCUCUCUACUUGUUUGUGUUAUGGAGCCACCACAUUUUGUGCAGGAGGGAUGUAUUUGAAGGUGUGGCAGCUUCUUGUGUAAAACAUCUUGCCUACAUAAAUUGUUUUUGUGGAUUUGUGCCAUUUUAAUGUUUUUAUUUUGCUUUGAUGACAUGGAAAUAAACUUAUGAAAUAAUGUCUUCUCAAUUUGAA
This is a messenger RNA of Myripristis murdjan (pinecone soldierfish), 1467 nucleotides long. It is a transcript of the gene trappc5, whose product is annotated as trafficking protein particle complex subunit 5. NCBI's taxonomy places the organism in Eukaryota, Metazoa, Chordata, Actinopteri, Holocentriformes, Holocentridae. The coding region runs from base 84 to 650 and encodes 188 amino acids. Gene Ontology annotation, cellular component: TRAPPI protein complex; TRAPPII protein complex; TRAPPIII protein complex. Gene Ontology annotation, biological process: endoplasmic reticulum to Golgi vesicle-mediated transport. The record is from RefSeq and is a predicted model, not a curated record. The transcript has 3 exons.